Mobula hypostoma (lesser devil ray) is the source of this 1930-nucleotide messenger RNA. RefSeq names its product aquaporin-9-like. Gene Ontology annotation, biological process: water transport; glycerol transmembrane transport. The record is from RefSeq and is a predicted model, not a curated record. Bases 496 to 1176 code for a protein of 226 amino acids. Gene Ontology annotation, molecular function: water channel activity; glycerol channel activity; urea transmembrane transporter activity. Gene Ontology annotation, cellular component: plasma membrane; basolateral plasma membrane. NCBI's taxonomy places the organism in Eukaryota, Metazoa, Chordata, Chondrichthyes, Myliobatiformes, Myliobatidae. The transcript has 5 exons.
AGUCAACGCUCAGCGUUAACGUGAAGUCAGUUUGUGUUCACUGCUGUAGUAAGGAUAUGUGUUAAACACACAUGGAGCUUCAAAUAUUCAGCAUCAGGGUGUCAGGGUGAAUUUCCCCCAUCUGUACAGUUUAAAGGGAUCACUGCCACCUCAAAGUUCAAAGAAAAUUUAUUAUCAGAGUAUACUUUCAGAUUCAUUUUCUUAUGGGCAUUUACCGGAAAAAAUAUGGUAGAAUUUAUGAAAAACUCUACCUAAGCAGGCAAAGACUGACAAAUAACCGAUGUGCAAAGGAAGACAAACUGCAAAUACAAAUCACACCGGGAACACGAGCUGCGGGCUGGUUGUUGAUUUCUUCUGGCUGCUGCGUUGACUGAGGAAAAGUUCCCAGACCUUGAAAUUAGUGAAGCCUACAAGGUGGACUUUGCCUUAACGUUGACUUCUGCAUUUCUAGUUGAACAUGGAUGCUGUGGAAGAGAGUACCGUACAGCGGGGAGAAUGAAGGUGCCAGGUGCGCACCUGAAUCCAGCUAUUUCGCUGUCAAUGUGCGUGCUGGGGCGGCUUCGCUGGCUGAGGCUUCCUGUCUACUGCAUUGCUCAGCUCGUUGGAGCUUUCACUGGUUCAGCAGCAGUGUUUGGUCUUUAUUAUGAUGCCUUCAUGACAUUUAAUGGCGGAAACUUGACAAUAACUGGUCAAAAUGCAACAGCACAGAUUUUCUCUUCUUAUCCGGCUCCACAUCUGUCUUUUGUAAAUGGAUUUGCAGACCAGCUUAUAGGAACAGCUGCACUGCUCUUCUCCAUUUUGGCCAUCUUGGACUCCAAAAAUGAUCGUGUUCCCAAAGGUCUUGAGCCAAUAGUGAUUGGUCUCAUCCUUUUGGUUCUCGGUCUUUCAAUGGGCUUCAACUGCGGCGGUUCCAUAAAUCCAGCCCGUGACCUGGGACCACGGCUCUUCACUGCUGUGGCUGGAUGGGGAUUUGAGGUUUUCAGAGCCGGCGAUGGCUGGUGGUGGGUUCCUGUCGUGGCACCUUUGAUCGGCGGCGUCCUGGGCAGUUCCAUUUACGUUCUCUUCAUUGAACUUCAUCAUCAAGAGACAGUCUUAGAAGAGGUCUGCUGUACCAAAGACAAAACAACUGAUGAGAAUGCAAAAUACGAAAUGAUUUCUGUCCUGCGUUACAAAUAACACAAAAGAGCCAAAAGUCUGAUUUGAAUUCUGGACCCAUGAAGAGAAUAUAAAUUUUUUAAAAAAAUUAUUAUUAUUUUCCCUGAAAAAUGAGUUGUGAGAUGAUGGCUAUAAUUUUAUUGAUGGAGGAUUGUUUAACAAUUAUGCAAAUAAUUUUAUUUUCUGCAAUUAAGAGACUGUUUAAUAUCCAUAGAGAGAACAGAGAUCAGUACAAUCUCCAAUUUCAUUUACAAGUGUGUAACAAAGUCUAGGAUAAUAUGUGGAUAAUAUUUGAUAUAUAAGCACUAUAUAGGUUAUAGGCACCAUUAAUUUUAUCAAUCUUAAUCAGCUGAUUUCACAGGUUCAUGCUGUACAUUAUGAGACCCUGUCCGAUUUACCCAGCUUAUGUCACUCAUACACAUUUAUUUAUGUAUUUCAGUAUGUAGUUUGCACUUAGACUGAUGUCAAGUUGAUAAUUAACAUUAUUCUGGAAGUCACACCACCACACAAAAAUAUAGCAAGCCAAUGACCUUAUUGAAGAAUGUGUAAUACAAAGGUACUUAAGGAGAUGCCAUGUAUUAGAAAGAUUAAUUUACGUUUAUUUCAUGUACUAAUGAGGUCUUUAAAUUGAUUUUUUCAAAUUUCACUUAAAGAUUGAUAUUUAUAUCUCCACAAGCCAAUGCCAAAAUGUUUUUCUAGAACUUGCUCCACAGAAUAACUAGUACAAAAUAUGUAUUUGAAUAAAAAUUGUAUCAAAAAAUAAAUGUUUUCAGCU